Molecule: messenger RNA, 3465 nt
Organism: Erinaceus europaeus (western European hedgehog)
Lineage: Eukaryota; Metazoa; Chordata; Mammalia; Eulipotyphla; Erinaceidae
Exons: 42
Coding region: 1-3465 (1154 amino acids)
Source: RefSeq, a predicted model, not a curated record
AUGGACCCAGAAUUUGAGUUUCAUAAAGAGGAAGUUGAUCUUGAUAAAUUGAUGGAUGCAGUAAAAGCUGUUACAGGUAAAGAAGAAGUUCAUCUUGAUAAGUUGGUGGGUGGAGUACAAGCAGUUACAGGAGAAAAGAUUGAUAGGCAGUCCGUACCGGAUUUUGUGAGCCACAUGGGUAUUGCACUAACAGACAGUGAACAGCAGCAGCUGCUAAGAACACUGCCAGUUGAUGGAGGAAAAGUCAAGAGAAGUAGAGUCAACAGUUUUCUAGAAAACGUGGGAGUAAGGCUCACAGAAAAGGAGCUUGAGAAGCUAAUGGAAGACCUACCAUUUAGUGGUUGGCUAAAGGUAUUGCCUGGGCAGAUGGUAUUAGAGUUCAGAAUAGAACUAGAAAGCCAGUUGAGGGCAGAGAUAGCUCCCAAAUAUGGGGAAAAUAAAGAGGAAGUUGAUCUUGAUAAGUUGAUGGAUGCAGUAAAAGCUGUUACAGGUAAAGAAGAAGUUCAUCUUGAUAAGUUGGUGGGUGGAGUACAAGCAGUUACAGGAGAAAAGAUUGAUAGGCAGUCCGUACCGGAUUUUGUGAGCCACAUGGGUAUUGCACUAACAGACAGUGAACAGCAGCAGCUGCUAAGAACACUGCCAGUUGAUGCUUCUGGGAAGACCAGCCAAACUUCACUCAGAGAAUCCAAGAAGUCAUUCAAAGGAGGAAAAGUCAAGAGAAGUAGAGUCAACAGUUUUCUAGAAAACGUGGGAGUAAAGCUCACAGAAAAGGAGCUUGAGAAGUUGAUAGAUGACCUACCAUUUAAUGAUAAAGAAGAAGUUGAUCUUGAUAAGCUGAUAGAUAGAGUACAAGCUGUUAAAGGAGGAAUGGUUAAUGCCAAUGACAUCAAUAUAUUUCUUGGAAACAUGGGAAUUAAUCUCACAGGAAAACAACUUGAAAAUCUGACAGAAAGCCUUCUAGUUAAUGGAGAGGAUAUUGAUAUACGUGACAUAGAAGAUGCUCUGGAAAACAUGGGAGUGAAACUUACAGACAAGGAACGCUUGGAGCUGUUUCAAAUGUCAUCAGCUAGUGGAGAGAAAUUUGAUGUCAAUAAACUGGAUACAGUCCUGGGAAACAUGAGGAUAAGUCUCACAGAAAAGGAACUUGGAGACUUGGCAGAUCACCUACCAGUUAAUGAUGAUGGGACAGUUGAUAUGAAAAAAGUGGUAGAUGAACUGAAAACUAUCACAGAAAGAAACAUUGACAGCAGCAGCCUGAAACCCCUUCUGGAAAAAAUGCAUAUAAAGCUCACUGAGAAAGAAUUUGGGCAGCUGACAGAAAACCUACCUGCUGAUGGAGGAAUUGUUAAUAUCAAUGAUGUGAAAACUGUUCUGGAAAACAUGGGGAUAGAGCCCAAAGAUAGUAUAUACUGGGAAAUGGUGAAAAAUCUACCCUUUGAUAGUGAGAAGAUUGAUUCUAAUGAUCUAAAAAAUCUGGCAAAUCUUGGAGUUGAACUCACAGAAAAGGAACAAGAGAUGCAGCUGCAAACACAGUCAACUAAGGAGGAGAAGAUUAAAAAGGAUGAUCUCUUUACUUGCUUUGAAAAAAUAGGACUCCAACUCACAGAAGAAGAACUUAAUGAACUGUCAGAAAAACUACGUAUGAAUGGUAAAGUUGACCUUCAAGAUCUAGAAACUCUCUUAAACAACAUAGGGAUCGAGCUCACUGAUCAACAGCUUGAACAUCUGACUGAAAACCUGCCCAUCAGUGGAGAAAAGAUUGGUUCUGACAACCUACAAAACAUCCUGCAAGAUAUGGGAAUUGAGCAUAUGGAUGAGGAGCAGAAGCGACUGCUGGAUAGGCUGCCUGUUGAUGGAGGGAAGCUUAAUACACAUGACCUAGAUACUAUUUUAGAUGCCAUGGAGGUUGAAUUUACAGAAGAAGAACGUGAUCUAAUAAAGAAUUAUCUAAGUGAUUCUGCAGAAAUUGAUCUGGAAAAUCUGAUGGAUAUAAUAGAAACUAUAAUGGGAAGAGAAAUAGAUGUCAACGACUUGGAAACCGUUCUAGGAAGCAUGGGAAUAGAGUUCACAGAUAAAGAAAAAGAACUCCCAGAAAUAGUGAGCAUUCUACCAGUCAAGAAUCAGAAGAUCUUUGAAAAAAACUUACUAGAUGGCAUAAAGUAUUUUAAAGGAGCAAAGAUUGACCCCAAGAAAAUGGAUACAGUUUUGAAAAAGAUGGGCAUAAACCUUACUGAAAAGGAGCUUAAAGAUGUAACACAAAACCUACCAGUUGGAGUUAAUGGUAAAGUUGGCAUGGCAAAGCUGAUGAAUGAAGUGAGAUCUUUUUCAGGAGACAAAAUUAAUAUCAGUGAACUUGAAGAUAUUUUGGAAAACUUAGGGGUUGAGCUCAUGCCUACUGAGCACUUCAACUUGAUAAAGACUCUGCCAAUUAAUGAUGAUGGAAAAGUCUAUCUGAAAAGGAUGCUGAAGGGCGUAAAGUCUCUGAAAGAAGGCAAUGUUGAUACCAGUAAGCUGGAUACUCUUUUGGAAAACAUGGGAAUCAACAUCACAGAAAGAGAAUUCAUGGACCUGAUGGAAAGACUGCCAGUGGAUGACAGAGGAGAGAUCAAACUAAAUACUGUGGUAGAAGAACUGAGUUCUGUUUUAGGAGAGCCAGUCGAUGCUAAUGACAUAUACCAUGCUCUGGAAGAUAUGCAAGUAGAGUUCACAAAUAAGGACUAUAUGAAUCUAGUCAAAACUCUGCCAGUUGAUGUGGAAGGAAAGGUGUAUCAAAAGUGGUUUCAGGAUGCUAUAAAAACUCUUAAAGGUGGAAAAGUUGAUAGGAAUAAUCUGAACAAAUUCCUGAAACAUAUGGGAGUUAUACUGUCACAGAAAGAGCUUGAAGAUUUUUUGCGAGAUCUACCCACUGAUGCUGAUGGGAAGGUCGAGCUGAAAAAUGUGACACAAAGAAUGAAAGAUUUUGUGGGAGAAAAGAUUCAUGUCAGUGACCUGAAAAAUGUUCUUAAAGACAUGGGGAUAGAAGUCAAUCAUAAGGAAUAUCUAGAAGUACUGAAGUCACUACCAGUUGAUGAUGAUGAGAAAAUUUUCCAGAAUAGGCUGCUAACAGCUCUGCGGUCUUUCAAAGGAGGAAAGAUUGAUGGCAAUAAACUGAAGACAGUUCUGGGGAAGAUGGCAAUUAAGCUAAAAAAUAAGGAACUUAAAGAUCUGGUACAAAAACUUCCUGUUGAUGCUGAUGGAAAUAUUCCUUUGAACAAAAUCAUGAGUCAUGUGAAAACUGUUCGAGGAAAAAAGUUUGAUGCCAAAGAUUUGAAAAAUACUCUGAAAAACAUUGGGAUAGAAUUCACACCUAAAGAAUUCUCAGAACUGGCAAAACAUCUGUACUUUGAUGAUGAUGGGAGCAUAUAUGAAAACAGACUGCUAGAUGGUGUGAGAUCUUUCAAAGGUGAGGAGCCUAGUGAGAAUUAA